CAGUCGUAAAAAAAGAAAAAAAAAGAAUCUAUUUCAAAACUAACACACUCUUAUCAAACCUCUUUCCCGCCUGCCAUAAUCAUCAUCACCAUCCUCCAUGGAAAUUCUUCAUCUUCUGCUUCUCUUCUCUACUGUAAUUUUCUCUCUCCUCCCCAUUAUUUCUUCUUCUUCUUCUUCUUUCCGCCAAAACGACACCGCUUCACUCCUCCAAUUCCGCUAUGAAUCGGACCCACACGGUAACCUCCUGUCUAACUGGUCAUCCUCCGACGCUUGCGGCACCAACUGGGUCGGCGUAAACUGCUCUUCAGAUAGCCGUGUCUUCUCUCUUUCUCUUCCCUCCCUCAAUCUCCGGGGACCCAUUUCUUCUCUCUCCUCUCUAGACCAACUCCGCCUUCUAGACCUUUCCAAUAAUCGCUUGAACGGGUCUAUUUCCCCUCUUUCAAACUGUUCUAAUUUGAAGCAUGUUUAUCUCUCUCAUAACGACUUUUCCGGGGAAAUUCCACCGGAAUUCGGCAGUUUGCAGCGUCUUCUCCGGCUAGAUGUCUCAGAUAAUAAUCUCCAAGGUCCGUUGCCGGCGGAAUUAAAGAACCUCACGCGGUUGCUCACCUUUCGGGUUCAGAACAACGCGAUUUCGGGGAUUAUUCCUGAUUUUUCGGAAACCCUAACUCAGCUUAAGGAGCUUAAUUUGUCGAAUAAUGAAUUGUUUGGGAAAGUCCCAAAUGGGCUGUUAAAGAAUUUUGGUGAAAAUAGUUUUAUGGGUAAUGAGAAGUUAUGUGGGCCAUCUCCUUUACCCAGUUGUUCAUUUUCUGGUGAUGAAUCUUCAGCUGCUACUGCCCAAACAGUCCCUUCGAAUCCAAGCUCAAAUCCUCCUUCAAAUGGUAGAAAACCCAAAAAAGGUUUGAGUUUGAGCAAUGGGGGUGUUAUCGCGCUGAUUGUGAUAAUUUGCGUGUUGGGUGUGAUAGUUUUAUCGUUUAUACUCGCGUUUUGUUGUAGAAGAUGUUCGUCGCCUAGGCAAAAUGAUGCGGAAGAGAGAGAAUUAGGGAAGAGGAGGAGUAGUUAUGGGAGUGAGAAGAGGGUGUAUGCUAGUAAUGGGAGUGCUGUAGGUGGUGGGUUUGAGAGUGAUGAGACUAAUGGGACGGACAAGAGUAAGUUGGUGUUCUUUGAUAGGAAGAAGCAAUUCGAGCUGGAUGAUUUGCUCCGUGCAUCGGCGGAGAUGCUCGGUAAAGGGAGCCUCGGGACGGUUUACCGGGCAGUUCUGGAUGAUGGGGCGACCGUGGCGGUGAAGAGGUUGAAGGAUGCUAACCCUUGUGCUAGGAAGGAGUUUGAGCAAUAUAUGGAUGUGAUUGGGAGGUUGAAGCAUCCAAACAUUGUUAGGCUUAGAGCUUAUUAUUAUGCUAGGGAAGAGAAGCUUCUUGUCUAUGAUUAUCUUUCAAAUGGAAGCUUGCAUUCCCUUCUUCAUGAUAACAGGGGACCAGGAAGAAUCCCAUUAGACUGGACAACAAGAAUCAGCCUAGUUCUUGGAGCAGCUCGAGGGCUAGCUCGAGUUCACGCAGAAUACAGUUCCUCUAAAAUUCCUCAUGGCAAUGUGAAAUCAACCAAUGUUCUCCUAGACAAGAAUGGAGUUGCUUGCAUCUCAGAUUUUGGUCUUUCACUUCUCUUAAACCCAGCUCAUUCUAUUGCUAGACUAGGUGGGUACAAAGCACCUGAACAAUCAGAAACCAAAAGACUCUCUCAGCAAGCUGAUGUGUACAGCUUUGGGGUGCUCUUGCUUGAGGUCCUCACUGCCAGAGCCCCAUCCCAAUUCCCUUCACCAACCCGACCCAAACACGUUGAGUUUGAGGAUGAAGAAUCCGUGGAUCUACCCAAAUGGGUUAGGUCUGUAGUCCGUGAUGAGUGGACUGCUGAGGUUUUUGACCCUGAACUCUUGAGAUACAAGAAUAUUGAAGAGGAAUUAGUGGCAAUGCUUCAUGUUGCCAUGGCUUGUGUGGUUCCACAGCCUGAGAAGAGACCUACUAUGAUGGAAGUGGCUAAGAUGAUUGAAGAGAUUCGAGUGGAGCAAUCUCCCCUGUGUGAGGACUAUGAUGAAUCAAGGAAUUCCCUCUCACCUUCGCUCCCUACUACGGAGGAGGCCGUGGCUGGUUACUGAUCACUGAUCACUCAUUAAAUUAAGGCCAUUGCUUGUGGCUUAGUCAUUAAGCUAUGUUAAAUACAUUGUGUGUUGUUUGGUUGCUUUUUGAUUGUCUUGUGAGUGAUGUCUAUAGAGUUUUCGCUCUUUCAGUGAAUUCCAUGGGUUGGGAUCCAGUGUUUUUGCCCAUUCUUAGAUGGUAAUUUGAUUUCAUUAUGUUUCUCUAAUUGUAUUGUUAAUAAUUUUUAAGUCAAAAAACGAUUUCUUGUAGAUCUACAAGAAUACAAGAGUGUUGGUAAAAGCUGUUAGAGCUUGACAAUCUACAAAUUUAGUAUGA
This is a messenger RNA of Spinacia oleracea (spinach), 2462 nucleotides long. RefSeq names its product leucine-rich repeat receptor-like protein kinase PXC1. Bases 98 to 2146 code for a protein of 682 amino acids. Gene Ontology annotation, biological process: protein phosphorylation. Gene Ontology annotation, molecular function: ATP binding; protein kinase activity; protein binding. The transcript has 2 exons. The record is from RefSeq and is a predicted model, not a curated record. NCBI's taxonomy places the organism in Eukaryota, Viridiplantae, Streptophyta, Magnoliopsida, Caryophyllales, Amaranthaceae.